AUGUCAGGUAUCAAUAUAAACAUCAAUCUGAAUCUAGAGAAGAAUAAGUAGAGUUAUAUUUAUAAACUAGAGAGUUGCCAAAAGCAAAGGUGAAAAACAUUGUGAUGAGGAACCAAAGAAAAAGAAAAAGAAAUAAGGGAAAUCAAAAUAAAGUAAUUAAUCACCACUUCCUUGGGGAUUGAAUCAAGAAAGACUUAAGAAUUAUAUCUUUGCCUAAUUAGAAAAGAGAGACAACCUAUUGUAUCAAUAAUAGAUGAGAAAAGGUAAAGUAGAAGAACCAAAGUAAGAUCGUAGAGAGAUUUUAGGAGUCUCGUUUUUGAAUCAUCUUCCAAAAAGAAAAAUAAAAUAGAUGAUAAAUAGUAAAUAUUUAUUUUGAUAUUGUUUAGAAUAGAAGGUAAAUGAAAAUGAAGAAUAAAUACAAUAUUAGCCAAAAUUUAAUGAAUAAUAAUUACAUGAAAUUAGAAUGUAUAAAGAAUGGAAGAGAAGAUAAAUUUAAUUUGAUUUGCAAUUCAAAAAACAACAAGAAUAAUAAAGAUAAACUAAAAUAUAAUAAAACUUAUAGAAUUUAAACGAAUAUAUUAAAUGUAAAUAAAAUAUUAUAAUUUACAAUAGAUAGAAAUCAUACUACAUCUGUACAUUAAAAAAAGUCAGUGUCUUUUCAUAAAAAAAAAAGAACAAAAUCAUCAAUGGCAGAAAAGAAAAGAGAAUUGAUUAUUAAAUAUUAAAAUUUAGCCAAUCGAUAUGCUUAAAUUAAUGGAGAACCUAAAGAUAAUUAAAGUUGUUUUGGUUUAGUAUUGGAUAGUGAUCAAGAAGGUAUAUCUUAAAUGGAUUCAAUACAUAAAAGUACAAGAAGAUAGAAUGUUAUAUCUGAACCAACUUUAGAUGAAGAUGAAGAAUAAUAAAUACAAGAAUUGGGAAAUCUUGAAAAAGAAAUGGCAUAAAUUGUUAAGGCUGCAAUAAUUAUUUAAAAGAUCUGGAGAGGUUAUAAAACAAGAUAAAUAUUAUAAUAUUAUAAGAAUUAUGUAGAAGAUGAUGAUGAUGAUGAAAUUAAAUUAGAUUAAUUAANAUGA
This is a messenger RNA of Paramecium primaurelia, 1070 nucleotides long. The record is from the annotation of a GenBank genome assembly. Lineage: Eukaryota; Ciliophora; Oligohymenophorea; Peniculida; Parameciidae.